AUGCAGUCCAUCAGAGACAUGAAGUCCAACUUUAUUGCUCCACCCUCGUCCUCUAUUCCCGGUGGUCCCGACGCCUAUCACCAAGGCAACAUCAGAAUGACUCUGGAGGACCCAGAACUCUGGAAGUCUUUCCAUGAAAUUGGAACAGAGAUGAUUAUCACUAAACCGGGCAGGAGAAUGUUUCCACACUGUAAAAUCAACCUUUCUGGGCUGAUGCCUUGUUCCAAGUACAUCUUGCUGGUUGACAUGGUUCCUGUGGAUGGUUUCAGGUAUAAGUGGAAUAAAGAGAAAUGGGAAGUGGCUGGGAAAGCGGAGCCACAACCCCCUUGCCGGACGUACCUGCAUCCAGACUCUCCAGCCCCUGGGAGCCACUGGAUGAAACAGACCGUGUCCUUCCUCAAGCUCAAGCUUACCAACAACACCCUAGACCAACAUGGCCAUAUCAUUUUGCACUCCAUGCAUCGCUACCACCCGCGCUUCCACAUUGUCCAGGCAGACGACAUGUACAGUGUACGCUGGAGUGUAUUCCAGACCUUUACCUUCCCUGAGACCUCCUUCACCUCCGUCACUGCUUACCAGAACACUAAGAUAACCAAGCUGAAAAUCGACCACAACCCAUUUGCGAAAGGCUUUAGAGACGAAGGAACUAAUACAAAAAGGCGCGCUAACAGAAACCCAGCCUGCCCAGAGAAGAAAGCAAAGAAAAUUGAUUGUCUAAGCAGAGAGUCAGAUGAGGACAGUCCUCCUGACUUCCGCAGGUCAUCAUUUGAGGGAUACGAAGGAGAGCAGGCAGAACUCCCCAAAACCAAAGAGGAGGAAGUGGUGAAAGAGGAACGCUACUCCCCCUGGGGGCCUGAGAGGGAGCAUGGCCACCACGUCCGGACAGAUUCACCCCCUGGACCUGACGCCAGAGAAAUGUACAAUGCAGAGCAGCUAGUACCAGCCCCAGCUUCAUACCAGCCUUACAGGUUCCAUGAAUACGGGAAGUCUCCAUCUCCCUCCUCCAGCGUAGGCAGCAGCAACGGGGGUUCUGGACGGGCCAGCUUUGAGUCCAGAGUCUCUGAUGUAGCCACAGUACCAGAGCAUGAGGCCUCCAAGCCCUCUACCCAUGAGAUCGGACCAUCUCCCUGUGGCCCCCAGCCCUCUGCAGGACAUCACCAGGACUACACAGGGGUUCUCAACAUGGCCCAGGCAGGCAAGCCAGGGGUCCUCAGCCACCACAUUUACACUCCUUACAGCGCCGAGCAGACCCUGGGCCAGUGGAGCGGACCCAGCCCUGUCCAGUACCCUCCCCCUCACCACCUGCCCUCUGACUACAGUACCCCGGCUGUGCACCACGGAUAUCACCAUGGCAAUGUGGCUGAGUGGAGCCAGUACCCACUCUUCUCCUACUCGUGCUGGUGAAACAAUUUCCUCAGUUUCUCCCAAAAGAGAAGGACUGCAGUCUCACAAGUGACUCAGCGAGACCUCAUAAAUGCUACUAUGCCGUCAUACCUGUGUUUCCUCUGUCCCAAGUCCAGCACCACACCCUGCUGACUGCUGAUCCAGAGCACACGGCCAUGCUACCGUAUGCUGGGGCUGAAAGAGAAGGACCUGGGUCAGGAGAAACGCCAACCAGCAGAGAGAAUAAUGGAGUGGAACAGAGACAAUAUACUUCAGAAUGACUUGCCAGAGUAGUGGUGUGGACUGGUCUGAUAUCCCAGCUGGCUUUAGGCCUAAGGCCUGAAAAAUGUAUGCGUUCUUCCCAGUGAAAUGUGUGUUUAUUGCUGAAUUGUCUAUUUAUUUCAUGUUUGGAUUUCGU
Molecule: messenger RNA, 1801 nt
Organism: Salvelinus fontinalis (brook trout)
Lineage: Eukaryota; Metazoa; Chordata; Actinopteri; Salmoniformes; Salmonidae
Gene: tbx16
Product: T-box transcription factor 16
Exons: 9
Coding region: 1-1404 (467 amino acids)
Biological process (GO): positive regulation of DNA-templated transcription; cell fate specification; pattern specification process
Cellular component (GO): nucleus
Molecular function (GO): DNA-binding transcription factor activity, RNA polymerase II-specific; RNA polymerase II cis-regulatory region sequence-specific DNA binding
Source: RefSeq, a predicted model, not a curated record